Messenger RNA from Myotis brandtii (Brandt's bat), 1881 nucleotides. It is a transcript of the gene TRIL, whose product is annotated as TLR4 interactor with leucine-rich repeats. The coding region runs from base 328 to 1881 and encodes 517 amino acids. Gene Ontology annotation, molecular function: protein binding. The transcript is spliced from 2 exons. Lineage: Eukaryota; Metazoa; Chordata; Mammalia; Chiroptera; Vespertilionidae. The record is from RefSeq and is a predicted model, not a curated record.
GAAGACUCCCGCCUGCCUGCAGCUGGGGAAUCCACUCGGCGGGGAGAAUCCGUGCCAGGGAAUCCAGCUCUCCGGACUCGGGCUGCAAACAAAAAGCUCGGUUCUUGUUCCCCUCUCCGUCCCACUACGCGCACCCGGAGAGUUUUCUGCAGAGAUGCAACAAGUAGCACCCGCCGCUCGCAGAGCGCCCUGCGCCGCCUGACUGGGCUGGACGAAGCAAGCCUGCAGAGACCGGGCCAGACACCGGACAAAGGGCGGAGGAGGGGCUGGACCGCGCAGCGGAGUCCCUAACGAGGCCAUUUAGUGACUCUGGCCAGGCCAAGGGGAAUGCAGAGGAGACACAGAGCCGGCGGGCCAAGAGGACGAUCCAGCAGCUGCACGCAGGGCGGGCGGCAAUGGAGGCUGCCCGGCCCGCACCUCCUGUGCACCAACAGGGGGCUCCGCGCCGUGCCCAAGACCAGCUCGCUGCCGAGCCCGCAGGACGUGCUCACCUACAGCCUAGGCGGCAACUUCAUAACCAACAUCACGGCCUUCGACUUCCACCGCCUGGGGCAGCUCAGACGGCUGGACCUGCAGUACAACCAGAUCCGCUCUCUACACCCCAAGACGUUCGAAAAGCUCUCGCGACUGGAGGAGCUCUACCUGGGGAACAACCUCCUGCAGGCGCUCGCCCCGGGCACACUGGCCCCGCUGCGCAAACUGCGCAUCCUUUACGCCAACGGGAACGAGAUCAGCCGACUCAGUCGAGGCUCCUUCGAGGGCCUGGAGAGUCUGGUCAAGCUGCGGCUGGACGGGAACACCCUGGGGGCGCUGCCGGACGCGGUCUUCGCCCCUUUGGGCAACUUGCUCUACCUACAUCUGGAGUCCAACCGGAUCCGCUUUCUGGGCAAGAACGCCUUCGCCCAGCUGGGCAAGCUGCGCUUUCUCAACCUCUCUGCCAACGAGCUGCAGCCCUCGCUGCGCCAUGCGGCCACCUUCUCCCCGCUGCGCUCCCUCUCCACCCUCAUCCUCUCGGCCAACAGCCUGCAGCACCUGGGGCCCCGCGUCUUCCAGCACCUGCCCCGCCUCGGCCUGCUCUCCCUCAGGGGCAACCAGCUCUCGAACCUCGCACCAGAGGCCUUUUGGGGGUUGGGGGCCCUGCGGGAGCUGCGCCUGGAGAGCAAUCGGUUGAGCCAGCUGCCCGCGGCGCUGCUGGAACCUCUGCACAGCCUGGAGGCGCUGGACCUGAGCGGCAAUGAGCUGUCCGCCCUGCACCCCACUACCUUUGCCCACCUGGGCCGGCUGCGCGAACUCAGCCUACGCGACAACGCGCUCAGCGCCCUCUCGGGGGACAUCUUCGCCGCCAGCCCGGCCCUCUACCGGCUGGACCUAGACGGCAAUGGCUGGACCUGCGACUGCCGGCUUCGGGGCCUGAAGCGCUGGAUGGGCAACUGGCACUCGCAAGGCCGGCUUCUCACCGUCUUUGUGCAGUGCCGCCACCCCCCGGCCCUGCGGGGCAAGUAUCUGGAUUACCUGGACGACCAGCAACUGCAGAACGGGUCUUGCGCCGAUCCCUCUCCCUCGGUUUCCCCGACCGGCGAGGCCAAGCGGCGGCCCUUUCCCACAGCCACGAGGGAGAAGAUGGCGCCCCCUGCCGGUGGCCUCGCGAAGGAGCUGCCGCCACAACCGCAGCUGCAGCCACAGCAGCGGGAGAGAUUACCGCCCGGGGCGCCCUGGGAUGGGGAGCUCUUGGGCAACCGCAGCGCCCUGAGGCUGAGCCCAUGGGGUCCAGGCGCGGACCUCAUCGAGUUCCCCUGCGACCGCUUCAUGGACAGCGCGGGCAGCGGCGCGGGCGGCAGCCUGAGGCGGGAGGACCAUCUCCUGCAGCGAUUUGCCGACUAG